AUGUGCUCGUUUAAUUUGGAAUACUACGGUGCAAGUUUAAUCUUAGUCACUGAUACCGGUAUUAUUCUUGGUCGUAUCGAUAGUAUACAAAAGUUACUUAAACGUACACUGACAUUAGGCGAGUCCGUCCGACGCAUCACGCUCGUAGAUAAAGAAAAAAUCUAUGCAGUUUUAACUCAAUCAAGACAUGAAUAUCAAGCAGAUGGUGCUUUACUCGUUAGUAAACAAGCUCAUCAGAAAAUAGAUUGUACAACUAAAAUAAAAGCAAUCGAAGAUUUGACAGCGGAACAAAAUGAGAGUGAUAAUUCAAGUUCAAUCGUUUAUUUUAGAUCAACAUAA
Messenger RNA from Adineta ricciae, 339 nucleotides. NCBI's taxonomy places the organism in Eukaryota, Metazoa, Rotifera, Eurotatoria, Adinetida, Adinetidae. The record is from the annotation of a GenBank genome assembly.